GCUAUAAAAUAUUAAGAAUCUAAUUUCAGCAAGCGAAGUGAAAAAAAGCAGGUCACUUUGCAUUUCAUCCUCGCUCUCGAGAUUCACUGAUCUUAAUUCCUAACUCGGUACAGUUUCUUCGAAACCCUAUCUCCAUCGCUACAACACAAAUUCGAGCUCCUCUGUUUCUGGACUAUUUGGAAUUUCACGGCUUCUUAAGGAAUAUUAGGGUUUGCUGUGGACGACAACUUCGGGAGCUCGUCAACGGUUCUGUUGAAGCACCAGAGCUCCAGUAUUUGAACUUUCCAUGUCAACAGAAACACUGAAUUUGGAGUCUUUUCGAGGUUACACUGUUACACUUUUGAACUUUUUUGGAGGGAACUUGGGAAGAUGAUGUAACGGGAGCUGGGGAUCUGCAAGGGUUUGGUGUUUGAUGCCGGAUUUUUCAAGCCUUGGUUCUUGACAUUUUGGCGGGAGAAGGUUGGUGGUUUGAAUUUGGGUUUUUUUGAAGUGGUGGAUGGGUUGGUUUCUAGGGUUUCAGUGAGGUGUCAGGGAAGAUGUUUUAUUCGCAGUUUAUAUUGGCCAAGAAGGGGCCACUUGGAACCAUAUGGAUUGCGGCACAUUUGGAAAGGAAGCUUCGGAAGAAUCAGGUGGCUGAUACUGAUAUUGGCGUCUCUGUGGACUCAAUUCUUUUCCCUGAAGUACCAAUUGCUCUUCGGUUGUCUAGCCAUCUUCUACUUGGGGUGGUGAGGAUAUAUUCCCGAAAGGUGAAUUAUCUUUUCCAUGAUUGCAGUGAGGCUUUGCUUAAGGUAAAGCAAGCUUUUCGUUCCACUGUGGUCGAUCUGCCACCGGAUGAAUCUACUGCGCCUUAUCACUCUAUUACCUUGCCAGAGACUUUUGAUCUUGAUGAUUUCGAGUUGCCAGACACUGCACUUUUUCAGGGUAACUAUGUCGACCAUCAUGUUAGUACGAGGGAGCAGAUUACACUUCAAGAUACCAUGGAUGGUGUGGUCUAUUCCACUUCACAGUUUGGAUUGGAUGAGAGGUUUGGUGAUGGUGAUACUUCUCAGAUUGGCUUAGAUCUUGAUGAGGACUUGUUUUUAGAUAAAGCUGCAGCAGCUCAACAUGCUGAAGAUAUGGUUUCCUCUGUAGAGAAUGUGGGUCCUUGGCCAUGUGGUGAACCCAUGAAACCAUUCACUGGCAUGUUCGUUGUUGGGGAUGAUAGUAAUACCGAGAGGACAGCUGAAAUUCCAGAGGUCAUAUUGGUUGAUGGCAGUGGAAAAGAGAUCGUUUCAGAUGCCCAUGAGCGGAAGAUGGAUGAUAAAUGUGCCAUUCAUAAUGAUCAAAUUAGAAGCCCAAAUCAUGCUGAGGGCUUUCAGUACAAACAGAUAGAGGGCCAAUCUGCAAAUCCUAUGACAGAUUUGGUUGAGUUUACUCUGUCACCUUCAACCAGUGCAUUAGGGGAAGAUGCAAUCCUGGUCAAUGUUGAAGAGGAUCCUUAUAAAAUGGCUUCACCAUGCCAAUCUCAAGAUUGCAAUUCAAUAAAUUUAGCGGUGACAGGGAAACCGGGUGAUUCUAUGAAAGGACCAGAUGUUGGAAAUGUGAACAAUGCAUUGGUGUGUACUUUGCUUAAUAAUGAGAAUUCUGGGGCUGAUGUGGCUGAUGUCCUUUGCAUGCCCAGUGGGAAAAAUGAGUCUCUUACAGGUGGUGUUGAGGCCAUCCAUGUGAAGCAACAAGGAAAUUCUACACCUUCUGCAGAAAAAUGUUCAGACGGAAUUGCGGCUGUGUUGGAUGGUCAGGAAGGGGUUUUAAGUAACAAUGGGCUGGGUGUUCAUAUUUUCCCUAUUGAUCAAAUACAUGCAAAACGUAUGGCCACCCAAGCAAAUGCUGUUGACACAACUGUUGCAUUUCCAGCUUGUUCUCAUGAAGCUAUCAUGCUGGAGGACUCCUGUGGUAGACCACCUUGUGAUAAUGACCAUGUUUCAUUCAAGGAGACUUUUGAGCCAGACGCUUUGAAGAGCGUGGAACUUGUUGGAGAUGGUGCUGAAUCACGUUCCUGUACCCAAGAAUUGCAGUCUACUAUUGGUUUCCUGUCAGGAUCAGCAGGCAGACAUGAGGUUGAUCAAGUUGAAGGUAAUACUUCUGCCCAGAGACAAGAUUCCAAUAUUUUGAAUAGAUAUGGCCCUGGUGAAAAAUGUCAUGCUGGCAGCCAUGCGCUUCAGCCAUGCAGUUUACAGUCCAACCAACUUGGUGUAUCAUCUUUCCCAGAUGGUAGUUCAGUAGAAAAUAUCCCUGACAUGAAAUGCAGGGGAGAUGGACUAUGCUCAACCAAGACAGCAGAAAGGGAGGAGAUGCCGCAGGCUUCUGCACUUUCUGCUGAUAUGCAAGGUGAAGAGUGUAACCAAGGCUUGGAUGGACAUCCGAUCAUGGAACCAUUUCAGCCUGAAGACGUUCAGGGACUUGGCAAGUUAGAUGAGCACCUGGAUGGUGUCAUACUAGAAGACACUCAAACACAAACUUCCAAUCUUUCAGCCAGUUCUGACUUACCUGCACCAGAAACAUUGCUUUCAGUACCAGCUGGAGCUGAUUUACGAGCUGAUGUAACGGUUGAACCAGUUCCAGAUGAAAAAAACCCAACCAAAGGAAGUGGGGUCGUGUCCAAAAUCCUUUCUGGUAAAAGUUGUCAUUUGAUAGAAAGUACACCAGUUCUACGGAGUGGGAAUUCAGCCGAGCUUUCUGGGGUGUCCCAGUCAAGAAAUUUGGAUUCCAUUCCUGAUGAUAAUGAUUUGUUGUCAUCCAUUUUAGUUGGAAGGAGAUCUUCAGCUUUGAAAGUGAGACCUACUCCGCCACCUGAAGUACCAUCUUCAAAACGUCUUCGAGUAGCAACCCGUGCCCAUGCUCCUAAGAGGAAGGUGCUUGUGGAUGAUACCAUGGUAUUGCAUGGCGAUACGAUACGACAGCAACUGACAAAUACAGAGGACAUACGCCGAAUACAAAGGAAGGCUCCUUGUACCCGUCCUGAAAUAUGGAUGAUUGAGAAGCAAUUACUCGAAAAUGAAAUCUUCAAUGAACCUAUUUUCACUGGAAUGUCAAUGCAGUUGAUUGGUUUGCAGAACCGAACCUCUGAUUCUUCUAAAGCUGGGCUUUCCCAAAUUGAUGCAAAUUGCACUCCUUUGGGAGUACAAAAGUGUAGGGAGUAUGCAGUAAGAAUAAAUGUUGCUGAAGAAAAUAGUUUGGAAGAUUGCACUGAGGAUGUUGCCGUCAGUAAUGAUGGGAAAGUUUUACCUGUUGGAAUACAUCUCCAGGUUGAGGACCAACAUUCCGAAGAGCAUGCUGGCUUAGAGGGUGAGGCUGUACUGGUGACAAUUGAAGGUGAAGCACAAGCAACUUCAUUGGACUCAUCAAAAGAUGGAAAGUUGGAGGAAUUACAUACCAUGGACAUAGACAGAGUUGAUGGAAUUUCUGAUGUAGUGGGUCAUGCUGCCACUCCAGGGGCUAAGCUAGCAGUGCCCUCUGGUCCUCUAUCUGGAGAUAAUAUUAAUCUGAUAGCUUGUUCUCUCAAGUUGUCUCCUGUGGAUAACAGUUGUGAAGCAGAAGUUAUUCUGCAGAAUGAUGAGGAACAUUCACUUAAAAAUCAGAAAUUGGGCUUCCAACCUGAUGAAAAGGGUGCUUUAAUCAUGGGUGGCAAUACCGGCAAUGAUGUUCAUGCCCUUCAUAUUGUGGAAGCGAAUGGCAAAAGCUCAAUUUCACCGAAGGCUGUACCUGCUGCAAAGGAUGUGUCUGCACUGGUGGAAACCGAUGGUGGCAUGUUCUCAGAGUUUCCUCAAGACUGCCAGAUUGGCGGGUUGGAGAAUACUUCCUCUGCAAUGGCUGCUGCUGAAUUGGACAACAGUUCAGUUGAUGCCAGGGCUUAUGUACAAGUAGAUUCCUCUGCCCUCUCCUUCGAAAAUAUUAAUUCUUCCUUGUGCUUGGAAAAUGGUGAGCAAACUGCUGUAGUUAUUGUAACUCGUGACCAGAACAUUGGAGGGAAUAAUGGGCUUUUAGAUGAGAAUGAAAUGAGUUCUGAACAAGCAAGGGAUGAAGUUGGUGUGACUAUUGGCAUGGAAGAUGCUGUAUUAGAACCUAAUGUGGACUUGGAAGAUGUUUCCUUUCAUCGAGGAGAAGAUCCUGGUUGUGUGGGUGCCAAUCAAAAGAACACUACAGAUGCUGAAAUCUGCAUGUUACAUAGUUUAGGUGCUGGAGCUUCUGAUGUUUUUGAGGAUUUAAUAGAUGAGAAUGAUACAGAGUUUCUUAAUGUAGAUGAUGAUGAAGCGGCUGAAGAAGAGGACAACAAUAUGCCAAGUGCUGAAGAGUUUUUUGAGAACAGUGGUUGGUCUUCCCGUACAAGGGCUGUUGCUAGGUAUCUCCAAACCUUGUUCGAUGACGCUGGCCAUGAAAGAGAAGUUGUUCGUAUGGACCACCUCCUGGCUGGUAAAACGCGGAAAGAAUCAGCUAGGAUGUUUUUUGAGACUCUGGUUCUUAAAACAAGGGACUACAUCCAGGUUGAGCAAGAGAGUUCAUUUGUCAACAUCAAAAUCAAGCCUAGAGGAAAGCUAAUGAAAGCAAACUUUUGAUCGCCUUCAUAUACAAGGCCUAGACAAGUAGCUAGCACAUACCCCUGUAUUCUACAAUGCUGAUGCCCAACUCUCUGGAUCUUAUGUCUCAAUUGUUGUAAUUUUUUGGUUUCUUUAUGUAACUUAUGAAACUAACAUAGGUUUUGGGGUUGGUCAGGUUUCUAUGUCACUAAUUGUACUCGGUAUGUAAAUAUGUUGUAAAAUUACUUCUCUACUGAGCUAGCCUCUCUUGUAGAAAUUGUAUGCCUAGAUGUUAUGGAGAUGAUGGUACCUGUAAAUGGAAUUCUCUGUAGCCACAUUCCAUGAGUGCAUUACUCUCGUAGUUGAGAUUAUUGAGUGAA
Macadamia integrifolia is the source of this 4933-nucleotide messenger RNA. RefSeq names its product sister chromatid cohesion 1 protein 4-like. Bases 537 to 4592 code for a protein of 1351 amino acids. Gene Ontology annotation, biological process: replication-born double-strand break repair via sister chromatid exchange; synaptonemal complex assembly; mitotic sister chromatid cohesion. The record is from RefSeq and is a predicted model, not a curated record. Gene Ontology annotation, cellular component: synaptonemal complex; cohesin complex. Lineage: Eukaryota; Viridiplantae; Streptophyta; Magnoliopsida; Proteales; Proteaceae. Gene Ontology annotation, molecular function: protein binding; chromatin binding. The transcript is spliced from 15 exons.